UAGGAUUAACCCUCUCCGCGCCCGGCCAGUUGCAGUCCCCAAAGGGGUAGAAGACUGCAAGCUGACUGGUCUGGAGAGGAUGGGGUGGCACUAAGCCUGGAGACCCCGGCAGAAUCUGUGGUUGGAGGCUUGGACAGGUUGGCACCCCCGCCGGGCCUUUGAUCGUCCUGGGACGGCCACCGCACGCUGCGUAGAUGUCCUUGGCAUCAACUUGCGGACCCGUCCAGGAGGUCAAUCGGAAGCCUCCGGCUAGUGGCGAGAGGGAACCCAGGUGUCCGGGCAGUGGGCGCUGAGGGAGUUGGAGAUGUGCAUCUAGAGAGGCACCGCGACCCUUGCCACCUGUCUCUCCACCCACACACCGAGAUCCUCUCCACCCAUCCUGGCCCCACCCACGCUGCCUUGGGGUAGCAAAAGGAGUCUCCUCAGUCGCAGCUUCUGACCUCCCGGGGUGUCUCACUCAGGCCUCUAAAGAGCUUAGUUUGCUCCUCUGGAAAAUGGACCAGUGACUUACAGAGGCGUGUGCCAGGGAGGAGUUGGGGGCGGGGGGCGGCCUGGAGCCUGCUCACACACAGGCUUGUUCUUGCAGAGUCGCUCAAAAGUAGGGCCCCAAGGCUCAGAGCAGCUGGGUAUGGGUACCGAAAAUGAAAGUCCAGAGCCGGACUGCCAGAAACAGUUCCAGGCCGCAGUCAGUGUCAUUCAGAACCUGCCUAAGAACGGCUCUUACCGCCCCUCCUAUAAAGAGAUGCUGCGAUUCUACAGCUACUACAAGCAGGCUACCAUGGGGCCCUGCCUGGUCCCCCAGCCUGGGUUCUGGGACCCUAUUGGACGUUAUAAAUGGGAUGCCUGGAACAGCCUGGGAAAGAUGAGCAGGGAGCAGGCCAUGUCCGCCUACAUCACUGAAAUGAAGCUGGUGGCCCAGAGGGUGAUCGACACGGUGCCCCUGGGCGAGGUGGCAGAGGACAUGUUUGGUUACUUCAAGCCCCUGUACCAGGUGAUCCCUGACAUGCCGAGGCCCCCGGAGACCUUCCUGAAAAGGGUCACAGGUUGGAAAGAGCAGGUACUGAAUGGAGAUGCUGAGCCUGCCCCAGAGCCUCCCUGCCUUCCCAAGGAACCAGCACCCCCAAGCCCAGAGUCCCAGCCACCCAGGGACCAGGACUCUGAGGUUUUCUGUGAUUCCAUGGAGCAGCUGGAGCCUGAGCUGCAGGUUUGGGCAGAGACGGGCGCCCUGGGAGGACAGCUCAACACCAGAAACAGCACCGAGUCUCCUGCAGAGAAAGGGAGAUUGGAAAGCACCCUGCUGGGGCCCCAGGAAUUGGACACAUGGCUGGUGGGGACAGUUCGGGCGCUGCAGGAGAGCAUGCGGGACGUCCAGGGGAGACUGCAGAGCCUGGAGAGCAUGGCUGUCCCCUGCAAGCAGAGAAUGGUGUGGCUCAUGGUGCAGGCAAGGAAGUCAGGGGAUCUGUAGUGCAUCCAGCCUGGAAGUGGGAGAGGCCCUCCUUUCCUGCUCUUAUCUCCCUCUGCCUGAAGAGUAACUGAGGACAGAUGGAAUUCCAACAGUUGGAGGGGCCAGAAUGUGUCUGCUCUUUGCAUUGGGGCUGGGGGGGGGGGUUGUCCCUAUUGCCCCUCAGUCAGGACUUCUGUUCCCAGAUUUAUUGUCUCGCCCUCCCCAAAUUCAGCCCUUGCAUCCCUCACUCCCUCCUCUCAGUUUCUAGAUCUGCUUGCCCCUUACACCUCUUGCUUAUGCAAAAUAAAUAACAGCAGCCAUUUCUGGAACCCCAGCUGUGUGUCAAACACAUUACCUGCAUUAUCUCAUUUUAUCCUCAAAACAAACCAGUGAAAUAGGUUUUCUUUUCAUUUCCCUUUUACUGAUGAGGAAACUAGAGCUGUGAAAUGUUGAGUAACUUACCUGAGGGUACACAGCCUGGAAGAACCUCACAGAGCUGCUGUGAGGAUUAGAUGAGAUAAUGCAUGUAGGUGCUUCCGCAGUGCCCGGGAAGGACUUCUCAAAUGGGGUUCAUUGUUAGAUUAACAUUAAGUAAUGGAGCUGGGAGUGGCCGUAGGUCUGUCUCCCACCAAAGCUGGCAUCCACCGCUCACUAUGAGUGAGUCUGUUCUUGCGAAGCCUGGAGUGGUGGGGGCAGGGGACGGCUGAGUUCCUGGAUGUGGGGGAAUCACUCACGUGACCCUUCACCCCCUUGGCACAGUGGGUGUCAGCCAGGUUGGCAGGAAUUCCCUCAGAUCCACAGCAGCUAACCUUUCAACACUCACCCCCCAGGGUUUUAUUUAUUGUUUACCUUUUACUAAUUUUAUAUGCUGAAGAUUUUAAAGGUUUCCACCCUGAGAUACUUGGGUUUGCAUCUCUAAAAAUAAGGACAUUCUACUACCUAGCAGAAACAACAUUUUAUCACACACGGUAAUUCCUUCAUAUCAUCAAAUACACAAUCCAAAUUCAGAUCGCCUUUUCCAGCUUCCCUGUCUGUCCAGGCCAGAAGCCUCUGUUCUUAAGACUCUGGUAGUCUAGACUAGUCCCUCUUCCUUGCUACUGACUUGCGGAUGAGACUGGAUAGUGGUCCUGUAGAAUGUUCCACUCCUGUGGUCUGAUGACAGCCUCCUGGCUAGUUUACAUGACCAGAUUACAUCAGAGGUGAGAUGUUCUUUCUUUACAUCAAGGGACACAUAUUUGGAUGUCCUACCAUGAAUGAUUCUAGCGUGGACCACUAGCAGGGAUGAAGGGGUGACAGUCUGUUCCCACCACUUGCAGCCAGGGAAUGUCCAGUUCCCCAUCAAGCCCAUUUGACACACAGCUUUUGACAGUUGAUAGAUACUCCUUGCCUGGAUCAAUAAUUUAUUUACUGGUUACAAAAAAACAAUGUUGACUUUUAAAUUCUAUGAUUCCUUUAACAUUUAUUAGCUGUCAUUUUUCUGUAGAGUUUCCCUGAUCAUCUAGGAUUUCCCUGAAAUACAGUGCCUUAUGGAAGGCAGAAUAAGUGCUUAAUUCUUUCUCUUUAAUUAUCUAUUUUUAGAGUAAGGAGUUGAUUUAACAGCCACCUCAAUGGUGAUAAAUUUCCACUUUCUCUUUGAGUAUCAUCAUGAACUCACGGAUUUUAAAGACUCAGUAUUUCAGUCAACUGCAAUCAUCAUUCUUUUUGAUGCCCAGGCUGUCACAACUUUGGUGGGACCCUCCCUUUCAAGCUGGGUCCUAUGUUCUUGUAAUCUGACCUCAUUAAUCUUUAAAAGCUUCCUUGCUUCCUGGUACAAGACAUCUCACUUUCAAUUCUACCUUCCCUGCUCCAGACCUAAAAUCUGCUACUUCUCCAUUCAGCAGAGAAUGGUAUUUAGAAACUAAAAUCUGAGCACCCAGGGUCCUCGUUUGAAAUAUGUGGCACAUCCUUUACAAUAUGGGGUGUUCGGGCCACACCAACAGGGUCACUGCUUUGUGGCCCAGAGGAGACAGCCUUGAAGCCAGUCUCUCCACUCAGCAGCCUCUCCAGCCUUCAGCCUUCUCAGCACCUUGGAGGAGGAUAUGGGAAAGAGUUAGGGCUCAACGUGUCAGGGACUAACUGGGAGCCCCAGUCCUCAGACUGGGGAGAGGGAGGCAGAAGCUCCCACCUGAGCUCUGCAAGCAGGUUGCGAAGGAGUGCCCAGCCUGUGCUGAGGCCCGGGCUGGCUCCUGACUCUCUCCUCUUGGCGGCAGAGGCCUCCGCCCCGUGCCAGGCCUUGGCCCCUCAGGCUCUCUGCUCCCACGCUGCUCUUCUUCCUCCUGUGGCCCUUCAUCGUCCAGUGGCUCUUCCGACAGUUUCGGACCCAGAAGAGGUGACUCUCAAUGGAG
This is a messenger RNA of Balaenoptera acutorostrata (minke whale), 3828 nucleotides long. It is a transcript of the gene ACBD4, whose product is annotated as acyl-CoA binding domain containing 4. The record is from RefSeq and is a predicted model, not a curated record. The coding region runs from base 629 to 1465 and encodes 278 amino acids. Lineage: Eukaryota; Metazoa; Chordata; Mammalia; Artiodactyla; Balaenopteridae. Gene Ontology annotation, molecular function: fatty-acyl-CoA binding. The transcript has 11 exons. Gene Ontology annotation, biological process: fatty acid metabolic process.